AUGAGCAGUAUUAACUUAGAAAGUUGCGAUGAAUUAGUUCAAAACCAUCCAAACUCAUAAUUCCUAUAAUAUAAAAGAUAGUUUCAUUAAGGGUAUGAGCAAAUGAAAUCAGGCCUAAGAAACAAGUCACCAAUUGAUAAUGAAAAAGUUUUAAAUUCAUAUAAUUAAGAAAAAUAAGGUAUUAGUAGCUAAACAUUUUAAAUUUACAGUCAUAUUAGUUAUGGCAGUGCUCUUUAGAAAGAAUAACAUAAUAAUUUAAAUUAAAAUAUUACCAAAGAUUUUAAUUCUGCUUUUUAAUAGCACAAAACGCUUCAAGGUUUGUAAAAUUUAAAUGAUGCAAUCAAGUUUUAAUCUAGCUUAGAUCACAGUUAAUAAGAUUAGACUUAUUCAACAUCUCAUUUAUUUAAAGAUUGCAAUAAAAUAAGUAAGAAGGAUUUGUCUACUAAUGAAUAAUCUUGUAAUCAAUUUUAGAAUGGAAGCAAUUAACCAUAUAAUAAUUAAGUUGAUAAUUAGCUCUCCUCUUAAAUAAUUUAAUAACAAAUGAGUAGAUAGCUGUAAAUACUAUAAAUGCCUAUUUCAGAUAAUAAAAAAUUAAUAUCUCAUACUUCUAAUAUAUAAGAAAUUGACUUAUCAAAUAGUUAACUCACUGUAUUUUCUUAAGAUAUUUGUUAAAUGUUACAACUCACAAAAAUAAAACUUGAUUCAAACGCUAUUACAAAAAUACCAUCAGAAAUCAAUAAAUUAGUUAACUUGAAACAGCUUUCAAUAUCUGAUAAUAAAAUCUAUUCAUUGCCUAGUAGUUUUGAAGGACUUCAAAGCCUUAUUUUGUUAAAUAUUUCUAAAAACUUUUUGGAUCCUUUCCCUCAAGAAAUCUGCAAAUUAAAGAAUUUAGUCAUUUUGCAUAUAUAAAAUAACUAUUUUAUUUCUUUGCCUCUUGAAUUCGCUUUAUUAGAAAACCUAUAAGAAUUUUCUAUAGAAUGGUUCAAAUAUACUUUUCCAUCAAUGAACUAGAUUUAGUCAGACUAUUUUACAAUUUAAACGCUUAAAAAUGAAUGCAAAAGACUUUAUUUAUUAAGAAAAUAAUAGUACAUAUAGAAUUAUUGUAUGUAGGAUCAAUCUCUACCAAAUAACCUAACAUAACAAAAGCUUUAAGAAAAUUCUUAGUAAUUAAGUGAAGUUUAAUUGAAUUAGCUUUAAAUAAAUUCAUGUAUAUAAAGCUUUCAAACAUCAUAACGUGGGACUGAUGUAAUGAUAGAUGUAGACGAAUAUAGUAAUUGCUUUGAAAGCACAGGACAUAUUUCUGAUAAUUCUAAAAUAAAAAACUUGCAAAACAUCCAGACUUAAUAUGCAACAAAAGAAGUCAACAAUAAAAAUUAAUUAUACUUAAAUAAUACCAAUGACCUAUCUUUUUAAUAAUUUUUAACUCUCUUUUCUAAAGAUCCUAUUUCUUAUUUAAGUAAAUCAGAUGUUAGAGGAAGAAAUAUUUUCCAUUUAAGUGCUUUAAAUUAAGAAGUUAGUAUAAUAAAAGCAGCCAAUUUUUGCUAAUUGCACCCUUAAAGCAUUAAUUAAAUGGAUGACGACUAUCAAACCCCUCUCUCCUUAGCUCUCCUAGAAGAAAAAUUUUUAAGUGCAAAAAUACUUCUUUUCUUUGGGGCUGAUCCACUUUUAGGUGGAGGAAAGCUUGGAACAUGCUUGCAUAUUGCUGUUACAAAGAUGGAUAUUGAAAUAGUAAACCAAAUUUUAAAUAGAGGAGGUGAUGCAAAUAGCAGAGAUUUCGAAGGGAACACUCCUUUGCAUUUAAUAUUUAGUAUUUUUAGAAAAGAUAAAAGAAAGGCGGCUUCAAUUAUAGAGCUAUUAAUCUAAAAUGGAGCUGAUUGUAACGUAAAAAAUUUUGAUAAUUGGAGUCCACUUCACUUAGCCGUCAAGAGAAUGCAAGUAGAAGCUAUAGAAUGGAUAGCAAGCUAUGAAAAAUAUGGUGAAAAAUUUAAUUGGAAUAUCUAAGGAGGUAAUUAAUAGCUUAGCUUGCUUCAUUUGGCAUCGAAACUUGGCUACACAGAGAUAAUACAAGUUAUUAUUGAGAAAGUUGACCCUCUUUUAGUUUCUAGAUGUAAUUAAAUUGCAAGAGAUUUAGGUUAAAGCAAUAAUCUGAUUUCUAAGUUACUCAAAAAGAAGGAAAUAGAUGUCUUUAAAAAGCACUUUAAUAUGUAGUAAAAGCAGUUAAGCGAAGAAUAAAAUUAAAGUAAUUUUGAUGAUAAAAGGAACAAAUAAUUUAAACAUCUUAAGUCUACCUUUUUACUUGAAAACAAAAGCUUUCCAAUUGAAAAAUACGAACAGCUUAUAGAAGAAAAACUCGCAGCUUCUAAAUAAAUUUAAUAGAGAAACAUCAAAUUAGAGUAGGAAUAAAAAUAAAAUAUUUAAAGUAAUUUAUACGAUAAUAGGUUUGCAAAAGUUCCUAGCUUGAAGGAAAAUUUUGCUCUUCUUAGAGAUUAUUAUGGAGAUAGUUAAUUAGAUUUUUACAACGAAAGAUAAAAAAGCCAAGAUAAUACUUAAAGGAGCAAAACAUACUCUAUAUAAUAAUAAAAUUUAAUCUUAGUGAAUGAGUUAGAAAUUUACUGUUAACAAGUUAUUAAUCUAGUGAAAAUUAAUUCAACAGAAUUAUUUUUAGAAUCGAAAAAGCAAAAAACAGAUUUUUCAUCAAAUACUGAUAGAUUAUCUCAUCUGAAAUCAAUUACAGAAGGAUAGAAUAAUUCAUGUGAGUUGUUAGAACAAGAAGAAAUAAAAAAUAUGUGGUAUGGUAAAAAUGAUAGACUCAAAAUUAAAAACAGUAAUGUUUUAGCAAGCUCAAAGAUUUUACAUAAUUAAGAUGAUAGUUUUGAAAUAAUAGAAAAUUCUGAUGAUAAUAUACCUGAAGAAUACUCUAGCUCGCAUUCUAAAAUGCAUCAGUUUAGCAUAUAAAAUUAUUAGUCAACUAACAAUUAGCUUUGGCAGCUAUCAGAAACAGAAAAAAAUUUAUAAAAUAUUCUAAAAUAAUCAAUAAAUGCAUUAAUUGAUGAAAGAAUAAAUUUAACUUUGAAACUCUAACUGCUGCAGCUACUUUCUGUGCAUAUUUAACAGCAAAAAUAAAAUAGCACAGACUUAGAAAAGCUACUCUAGUUGACUAAAAUUAAUUAAGCAGCCAGCCAUACUUCUUCUUUUGACUCUAAUACUUAAAGAAGCAGGAGCGUUAUUUCUUCGAGAGAUGAUGAAAAAAGUAUUAACCAAAGAGUUUUAUUUGAUUACCUACCUCUUUAUCUCCAAUCAGUUAUAAGAUAUAAUUCUGAGAAAAAUUCUAACUAAUUAAUUGUAACCAAAAUAUUGGAUUUGAUAUCUCUGAUUCCAAAUUAGAACUUACUUUAAUUUUUAGAAAACUUUUAUAAGUAAAUUUCUAAUUAAAUGCCUAAUUGUUCUUCUUCAGUUAACCUAAUGAAAAGCAUCUUUGAUGUCUACAGCUUUCUAUAAAAUUAACAAAAGCUGAAAAAAAAAGUUUCUCCUCUAGCAAACUUUGCUAAAAAAUCUUAAUAAAAUAAAAUUUCCAACAAAAAAUAAUAAAUUAAUAAUUAAAACGAAAAGGCAUAAGUCUCCUCUGUUCCUCCAAUCGCUUAUUUCCCUUCUUAAUCAACUGCUUAAGUGAGAAUUCCAAGAAUGAAUUUUAAUUAAACUAAUUAAGAGAACUCAACACCUCAAGCAAUCAAGCAUAAGGCCUGCUAUCCUACAAUUUAAAUAGAUUUUUAUCAAAUGACUUAAAAUUAAUUCAUAAAAGAAGAUUAAAAAACAUAAAAAAUUGAAAAUAUCUACAAUGAAUUAAAUGAAAACAAAUAUCAAAAUAAUAUCUAUGAUUUAGAGUCAAUUUAAUAAUACUCAGUAAAAAACUAAAAUUAACUUGAAUCAAGUUAGAAUUAAUAUGAAAAUGACUUUAAAAAAUUAUAAUUAAAUUAAUAGAAUUUUGGUCAAACUUCAAAUGAAAAAAAUUUAGAGUAACAAUAAUAACAAUUUAAUAUAAUUAAUAAAGCUAAUGGAAGUGUGAGUAUGCAUUCAUAACCAGUUUCAGUAAAUUUCAGUCUAUAGACUCACAACUCUACUUAAAAGUUGCCUCCUACUGAAAAUAAUUAAAAUACAAGUUUAUUAACACCUAGGGAUAACAAUAAGUCUUUUUUUAAACAAUAAGAAAAUAAUAACAUAAAAAGUAAGUAUUUUUAUCAUAUUUAACCUCAAAAUUAAGAAAUUUAAAAUAAUUUAAUUUCAAAACAUUUUUAAGAAGCAGGAAUUCUAAAUCCAACAACUAGCAAACAAAAAAAAUCAUUAACUCCUAAAAAAGUAAACUCUGCAGCCAGAGUAUCUAACAUAGUUGGUGUUAUUAAGGAUACACCAAUUUCAAUUUAAAUUACUCCUAAAAAGUUAGAGCAUGCUUAUUCGUGCAGUUAAAAUUUAUAAACACUUUCAGCAACCUCUAGCUAAAGCUAAUAAAACACACAUAAUAUCAACAAACAAUAAAUAAGCAAUAAAAAAGACUAAAACAGUUUUACAAGCUCCACUAUUAAUAGAGAUUCAAGCAAUCAAAAAAUAAUAGAAACCAACCCUUGCAUAACCCCUUCUUAAACUUUUAAGACUUAAAGUACAAGCACUGAAAGAUUAAGCUUUUCUGCAAAUUCUUAUAAUAUUUAGUAGAAAAUUCAAUUGAAUAGAAUUAUCUAAAGUAAAACACAAACUUCACAAAACAAUCAUAUUUCUAUCAAAAAGCCUGAAAAACUAUUUGAAGCUACUCUAGAAAAAAAGAAAUAAAACAGUUAGACAAUGAGAUUGGCUUAGGAUCAUAUUAAAAAUCAUAAGAACAACGAAUUAAAUGAAUUUCUAAAAAUUUAAACUAAAAAUGAACAUUCUUAAUUAUUUAAAGAUGCUUUAAGUUAAACUUACUCAUUUUAAUCAAAUCAGGCAAUUAAUCCUAAAUAAGAAAUAACAGAAAAUAUUUAAUCAAAAGAUGUCUCUGCAAUUUGUUCACAUUUAGACUCACAAAACUAUUCGUAAAACUAUACAGAUAUUCUUUAUUAAAAUAAUUUGACUUCAAAGACCACUCUCUCACAAACCUCAAAUAACUACUAAGACAAUAGUCCUAAAUAAAUUUCAGCAAUAGAUUCUCCUAAAAAUAGAAUAUCCAGCUUUUAAAAGUAAAAUUCAGUAAACACCAAAUCUCAAUUGCCAAACAAAUUUAGUAGAUUUGUAAAAUGA
Tetrahymena thermophila SB210 is the source of this 5262-nucleotide messenger RNA. Its product is annotated as ankyrin repeat protein. Gene Ontology annotation, molecular function: protein binding. NCBI's taxonomy places the organism in Eukaryota, Ciliophora, Oligohymenophorea, Hymenostomatida, Tetrahymenidae. The record is from RefSeq and is a predicted model, not a curated record. The transcript is spliced from 2 exons.